UGUUGUAGUGUUCGAUUGACAGGGGCUCGGGAAAGAGGUAAGGGAUUCGCGGUUUUAUUCCCGGCGAGUGAAUUCGAUGAUUCGAUGGUCGGCUUGUCGUUUAAUGCGUGUGAACGAUGAUAAGCCGCUUCGAGGAAAUGAAUAUCGGAGUUAUGAAUAUGGAAGAGCGUUUUAAUUACGAGGGGAGACAAAAUGUACUCUCUUGCCUGAUAGCAAUAGAAGAAGAAGAAAACGGAGGAAACUGGAGAAAGACAAGCUCGAAGUUGGAGAAAAAGGACGGUAGGAGGAGGCUGGACAGUGAUUUCGUCCAUCUCGAUAGACGGAGAAAACGGCAGGUGUUCGUUGCGGAGCAGCUGCAAUCACGACCACCAUCUGCCGCAGUAAUGCACGCCUCUUCCAAGUCUUCCAGUCUUGGAGAAGUGAGACUCGUUGCCUGAGGCAUCCAUCCUCAAUUAGACGCCACCUGAAACACGUGCCCUUCUCGAAUCCAUGGACUUCGAUGGCUUCUUUCUUCUCCACCCUUAUCUCCUUCUUUUUCUCAUUCCUCUUCUUGCUCGACUUCGCU
Bombus pyrosoma is the source of this 565-nucleotide messenger RNA. RefSeq lists its product as uncharacterized. NCBI's taxonomy places the organism in Eukaryota, Metazoa, Arthropoda, Insecta, Hymenoptera, Apidae. Bases 117 to 437 code for a protein of 106 amino acids. The record is from RefSeq and is a predicted model, not a curated record. The transcript has 3 exons.